Penicillium griseofulvum is the source of this 1668-nucleotide messenger RNA. RefSeq lists its product as uncharacterized. Lineage: Eukaryota; Fungi; Ascomycota; Eurotiomycetes; Eurotiales; Aspergillaceae. The transcript is spliced from 2 exons. The record is from RefSeq and is a predicted model, not a curated record. Bases 1 to 1668 code for a protein of 555 amino acids.
AUGGACACCAACUACUCUACCUUCGGGUUUGACCAACCUGCUUUCGACUCCCAGGAUUUCGGUGGGCCGUUCAAUGCCGCAAAUGGCUUCAACUACGACAACCCUGCUCUCAUGGGCAGCUUUGACGAUUACUUUGCCAAUAUGCCUCUCAAUGGCCUCGACCAGUCUGGCUCCGACCUCCUCCCGAUGGGUCUGGGUUUCAAUUCACUCAACUCUGGCCAGCCCAAUGGUACUGCGCUAUCCACGCAGCGACCCAUGAAUAAACUCAAUCAGCCUUUUUCAAACACAUAUUCCAAUGACACCGCCCAGUUCGGUGAUACCACAUCUUCCAAUGGAUCUGACCAACCCAAUUUUACUGCGCUUUCCACGCAGCGACCCAUGAAUAUCCUCAAUCAGCCUUUUUCAAACACAUCUUCCAAUGGCACCGCCCAGUUCAGUGAUACCACAUAUUGCAACGACUCUGGCGAACCUGCACUAUCAUCUUUGAGCGGUUUCGACAAGCCCAAUUCCACCACCCCACUCAACCACUCUGCCAAUCCGGUAUCCAACAAUCUGUUUAGUCAGACCACGCCUUCCAAUGGCUCUAGACAAUCUGUGAUGCCUGCCCCCACUAGUUUCGACAAGCCUGGUUCAAUCACGGUCAAUGGCACUCACCAGUUCAGUGACACCCCAUCUUCCAACGGUCCUUGCAAUGCUGCUCAGUCAGUAUCCAACAAUGUACCCCUGCAUGCACCCUACAGGCAGGUUUCCUACGACCCAUCGAUUCCAAUUCCGUACACCCCAGAGGACACUGAUGCCGACAAAGUCCGAAAGUGGGAGAACCUCAUCGCCCAUGCCAAUCUGGCCAAUGCUGGCGUGCCCGCAUCUGCUUCUCAGAUCAUUCAGGAAGAGACAUGUGGGCAAAGCCCCAAGACUGUGUCCUCGCCCAACUCUCUGUUUGACAGUCCUCGCUCCGCGUCUGUCGAGAUCCUUGAGACUCCAAGCACCUCUCCUCGCUCCGCGUCUCUCGAGAUCCUUGAAACUCCAAGCACCUCUCCUCCUGGUUCGUCCCCUCCCGACGCUCCUGCAGCUACAAUGGCAACUGCCAUGCCAAUUGCAAUGCCGACUGCAGUGCCAACUACCAUGCCGACUACCAUGCCGACUGCAAUGCCAACUACCAUGCCAACUACCGUGCCAACUACCAUGCCGACUACCGUGCCAACUACAAUGGCGCCUCCACGGGCUACCAUGAAUGUUACUGCACCUGCCACCCUUCGCACUGUGCAGCUGCCGCGUGCCUUGGCAAACGAGAUGGGCUAUGCCCAACAUGUGUCGCCCUUUGCUCCUGUUACAGUUCAUCCCCCUGGUCCCUCCACGUCGACUCCCCGCGACCUUGAAAAGGUUAAGUUGCGUAUCCAGGGCUUGGUUAAAGAACGCAACUACUACCAACGUACUUUGCGUAAGGCGACUAGUGUUGACGCCAAGACGGGCAAGACGGCCCUCGAAUCCCUGCAAGCACAGAAUAAUGCCCUUCGUCGGACCAACUCCAAGCUGGCGCGAGACAAUGAGGAUCUGAAGCAGAAGGUGCAGGCAGCUUCCCAGUCGUACACUGCGUUAGUGGAGAAGUACAAUCACAACAUCCAGCAGCUUCAUAAGGCGCAGCUUGAAUUGAAGCAGCUAGGAAAGUAA